This is a messenger RNA of Vitrella brassicaformis, 286 nucleotides long. NCBI's taxonomy places the organism in Eukaryota, Vitrellaceae. The record is from the annotation of a GenBank genome assembly.
UCACUCAGUGGGGAGAGGGGCUGCAGCCCCGCCCCCUCCCACAACGAUCUGAUCCCCACGCAGUGGGGCUGCCGGGCAGCAGCAGCACAAGAGAGUGGCAAUGGCCUCCCAGAUUGUAGGCUGCCUCUUUGCCUGCGACACACAUGAGACACAUCGAUGGUCAGAUGAAGACUGAGAGCUUGGCUUUCCCUACCGCCGCCUCAGCCGCCGCCUCGGCCCGCCUCGCCCUCUCCGUGGCCUCCUUUUUCUUGUGCCGUGCUGCCAAACGCGUCAAGAAGGCCAUCAU